Molecule: messenger RNA, 786 nt
Organism: Sesamum indicum (sesame)
Lineage: Eukaryota; Viridiplantae; Streptophyta; Magnoliopsida; Lamiales; Pedaliaceae
Product: protein GLUTAMINE DUMPER 5
Biological process (GO): regulation of amino acid export
Source: RefSeq, a predicted model, not a curated record
GCUCUCCACUUCUCGAACACAAAACAUCUACACUUUCUCUUCUCAUUUCCCAUUCUCCUCCACUACCAAUCUCCCACCAAUUCACACAUACCGGAAAUAUGAGAACCGGCGGCGCCUUAUUCCACUCCAUUCCGGUAUCAAAAACGACAACCGCCGAAGCCACCGCCACAGCGAAGGCGACGUUCACGCCGCCGGCCACCAUCCAACGCUCGCCGUGGCACUCCCCCGUGCCGUACCUCUUCGGCGGCCUGGCGGCGAUGCUGGGGCUCAUAGCCUUCGCACUCCUCAUCCUCGCCUGCUCUUACUGGAAACUCUCCGGCGGAGAGGAGGGCGGGCAGGGAGACGUGGAGAGCGGCGCCGGCGAGAAAGGGGAGAGCAACGCCGAUGCGAAGGCUUUGCCGGUUUUCCAAGAGAAGGUUUUGGUAAUUAUGGCUGGCGACGUAAAGCCAACAUUCCUGGCGACUCCGAUGUCGAGCAGGGGCUAUUCUUCUUCCACCAACGAUGAAACGGUGGAAGGCAAACAAACAGCGAAGGAAGAGAACAUCAACCAAAAAGAUGAAACGGUAGAUGAAAAUGGAUCAGCGGAAUCCCAAGUGAGCCAACAGCAAAGCCACUGAUGAAAUUUUCAUAAUUUUGUUAUAUAGUUAUGAUAUUUUAGAUCACUCUUUUUCCUUUUUCUUUUCCCCUUUCUUUUUCUGGCUCUGGCUCUGGCUCCAAUUUUGUGAUCCGGGAAACUGUAAAUUUUUUCUGUUGAGAUCAGCAUCAUUUUGGUGAUAAAUUAUUUUA